This is a messenger RNA of Emericellopsis cladophorae, 687 nucleotides long. RefSeq lists its product as uncharacterized. The record is from RefSeq and is a predicted model, not a curated record. Bases 1 to 687 code for a protein of 228 amino acids. The transcript has a single exon. NCBI's taxonomy places the organism in Eukaryota, Fungi, Ascomycota, Sordariomycetes, Hypocreales, Bionectriaceae.
AUGGGGAAAGGACACCACACGACCCGUGCACCUUCCAGGAAACAUGCCGCCACACGUGUGAUCGCGCAUGCCGAGACACAGACUGCGAUCUUCACGCACCACUACAAUCACGACAAUAAUAUCUUUCCUCGACGUUCCAUCGAAAAACGUUCAAAUAUCACACAGCUCCUGCUGCAAGAUCUCGGGGAUGUUUGCCAAGAUGUCAACAGGUUCUACGAUGGAGAUUCCGACGAGGAUCAUAACUCGGAAUUCGGCGGGCGAUCAUUUGUCAAGGCUAGCGAUGAUACCCCCAAGCUGACUGGCGAGAGUCUUGCAAAGUACUUUGGCCACGAAUGGGACAAAGAAGACGAGGCGAAGGACAAGGAAGUAUGGGACAAGAUUGCUACUGAUAUCUACAACUGGGCCUGCACUGACCCCGAGGACGACAUUUCGGAUCAGGGCACUGACGAUCUCGAUGCACCCGGAGCCAAAUCCACGGGCACAUCUCAGCCGCACUACAACAUCACCGAUUCACUCAACUUGACGCAUACCAGCGGAUUCGGGGAGAAACCUUCUACAACUGAGACAGCUGUCAUCGCGACGAAGUCUCCCCUCGGAAAGAGCACCGACAAUGUUGCCACCAUGGGCAUGGGCAACGUUCCGCUUGCAUUGGCAGCCUUUCUUUUACUGGUGGCAUUUGGCAUGUGA